Molecule: messenger RNA, 1496 nt
Organism: Prinia subflava (tawny-flanked prinia)
Lineage: Eukaryota; Metazoa; Chordata; Aves; Passeriformes; Cisticolidae
Gene: PARS2
Product: prolyl-tRNA synthetase 2, mitochondrial
Exons: 2
Coding region: 92-1495 (467 amino acids)
Biological process (GO): prolyl-tRNA aminoacylation
Cellular component (GO): cytoplasm; mitochondrion
Molecular function (GO): proline-tRNA ligase activity; ATP binding
Source: RefSeq, a predicted model, not a curated record
UGUCCGCCCACGUGACAGGGAGGGGCUCCCCAUUGGCCGCGCCGGCGGGGCCGGGCGCGCGCCCCCGCGGCUGGCCCUCUCCAUCCCCACCAUGGAGGCCUUGCUGAGGAGGUGCCGUCUGCCGCCGCUGGGCGCCCGUCAGCGCGGGGUCAGGGCCCGGCACGGUGGCACCCCGGGCAGGGCGCGGCGCCUGCUGCUCUCGCAGCUCUUCCAGCCCAUGGGCGGCCAGGCGGGCUCCGAGGGCCGGCCCGGCGAGCCCACGUGCCGCAGCCAGCGGCUGAUGCUGCAGGCGGGGCUCAUCCAUCCCACCAGCCCCGGCUGCUACUGCUACCUGCCGCCCACCGUCCGCGCCAUGGAGAAGCUGAUCAAGGUGAUGGACGAGGAGAUGCAGGCCGUGGGUGGGCAGAAGGUGAACCUGCCCAGCCUGUGCUCGGCGGAGCUGUGGCGCGCCAGCGGCCGCUGGGACCAGAUGGGGCCGGAGCUCUUCCGCCUGGUGGAUCGGCACAGCCACGGCUACUGCCUGGGCCCCACGCACGAGGAGGUGGUGACGGCGCUGGUGGCCUCGCAGAGCGGCCUGUCCUACAGGCAGCUCCCGCUGCUCCUCUACCAGGUCACCAGGAAGUUCCGGGACGAGCCCAAGCCGCGCUUCGGUUUGCUGCGCAGCCGGGAGUUCUACAUGAAGGACAUGUACAGCUUUGACGCCUCCGAGGCGGCGGCGCGGCGCACCUACGAGCAGGUGUGCCACGCCUACUGCAGCCUCUUCGCCCGCCUGGGCCUGCCCUUCGUCAAGGUGCAGGCGGCCACAGGCGCCAUUGGUGGCACCACGUCCCACGAGUUCCAGCUGCCGGCGGACAUCGGCGAGGACAGGCUGGCGCUGUGCCCUCAGGGACACUUCGCGGCCAACGUGGAGACGCUGAGCGGGGAGCAAACCUCGUGCCCCACGUGUGGGGAGAGGCUCAGCGAGACCAAAGGCAUCGAGGUGGGGCACACCUUUUACCUGGGCACCAAGUACUCCGCGGUGGCCAACGCCGUCUUCUCCUCCGCUGAGAACAAAGCCCAGCUGGCAGAGAUGGGCUGCUAUGGCCUGGGUGUCACUCGCAUCCUGGCGGCCUCCAUCGAGGUGCUCUCCACGGAGGACAGCAUCCGCUGGCCCAGCCUCAUCGCGCCCUACGAGCUCUGCUUCAUCCCCCCCAAGAGGGGCAGCAGGGAGGAGGAGGAGGAGGGAGCAGCGCUGCUGGAGCGGCUGUACGAUGACCUGGCCGAAGCGCUGCCCCGCCUCGCUGGCGACUCGGUGCUGGACGACCGCACCCAGCUGACCAUCGGGAAAAGGCUGAAGGAUGCCAAAAGGCUGGGCUAUCCCUACGUGGUUGUGGCGGGGAGGAGGGUCUGCGAGGACCCCCCGGUCUUUGAGGUUUGGGAUCAGAAUGCCGGUGAGGUUUUGUUCCUUACCAGAGAAGGGGUCAUAGAGCUGCUGAGUAAAGUGCAAGUCAUUUAAA